This is a messenger RNA of Bombus pyrosoma, 1434 nucleotides long. RefSeq names its product histone H2A-like. Gene Ontology annotation, cellular component: nucleosome. Gene Ontology annotation, molecular function: DNA binding; protein heterodimerization activity; structural constituent of chromatin. Bases 986 to 1363 code for a protein of 125 amino acids. The transcript has 2 exons. NCBI's taxonomy places the organism in Eukaryota, Metazoa, Arthropoda, Insecta, Hymenoptera, Apidae. The record is from RefSeq and is a predicted model, not a curated record.
CCAACUCCAUAAGAAUCGUGCUUCGAAUGCAUAGAAAGGACUAUUUGGUUACAACGACAAGUUUGGUUAGGUCAGUGCGCAAUCGAAUUACCGCUUAUUACCACGUGUAUUUUUUAUUACCAAUUCGACUCAUUGGACUGACUAUAGAUGAAACAAAUAUGGCGUCCGAGUAAAAUCAUACAAUAUGCAUAAAUUUCUCGGUACAAAUAUCAAAUUUGCAAUGGUCAUAUUAAAGUGUAAUUAUAAUUUUGUCUUUGUUACGAAUAUAUAUUGCCGAUUAUUAAUUCAUCCGAUAGCAUUCAUUGAGAAUAGGUAUAUUAAGGUUCGUCCUUGACGGCGAAACGAAAAGAACUGAUCAGCAGGUCCGCAACUUGAGUUCUUUAGCGAACAGCGAAGCUAGGGGAAACAAAGUAUUUACAAUGUAAUAUAUACCCAUUCGCCAGAAAGUCUAGCGCAAAUCAACAUCAUUAAAACGACUGUGGGCAGGCGAGUACCAUAAUUAUCCUUUCAAGGUCUCAAAGUCAAGGAAAAGUGACGAAACAAACUAUGAACAACCUCCAGCAAGUUAAAAGACAGAAUAGAGAACCCUACUCCAUAAGAGUGAAAAGAAGAUCUAUGUUACUAAAAGAUUCAAACAAAAUAGUAACCAUACAAGUCCAAAGUCCAGAAACUGUUUAGAGCGCGCAUUAAGGCACACAACAGCCUCAGGUACCACAUAAAAGCCACACGGUGAAAAAUAAAAAAAAUUUUUUUAAUGUUAAAAGAAAGAGAUUUUGAAUUGUCAGAUGGCAGUAGAAGCGCAUUAAAUAUAGGGAGGAGUUAAAAAGCCGAGUGUUUCUAAGGUGCUGCAUUCUGAUUGGUGCGCUGCUGUUGGUCCAGCUCCUAAUAAAUAUGAUGAACCGGCCUGUGCAGUUCAUUCACAGUAAUACUUCGAGCGAGGAAGGUUCUAUUCAGUCGUUUGUCUUCAUUUUAGUAUAAAUCUAAAAUGUCCAGUCGUGGAAAAGGAGGGAAAACAAAGGCGAAGGGAAAGUCAUCCCGUUCGUUCAAAGCGGGACUCCAAUUUCCUGUUAGUCGUAUCCAUAGACUUCUGAGGAAAGGUAAUUACGCCGAACGCGUAGGAUCCGGUGCUCCUGUCUACCUGGCUGCAGUUAUGGAAUAUUUGGCUGCUGAAGUUCUGGAAUUGACUGGAAAUGCAGCACGAGACAAUAAAAAAUCCAGAAUCAUACCCAGACACGUUCAACUCGCCAUCCGUAAUGACGAGGAAUUGAACAAAUUACUAUGUGGAGUCACCAUCACUCAAGGAGGUGUUUUGCCAAACAUUCAAGCGGCACUUUUGCCAAGAAAAACGGAGAAGAAGGCAUAAAGAACAAUGUAUCCACGAAAUGGUCCUUUUAAGGGCCGCAAAUUAUCUUCAAGACAAAGGAUCUUUUCGGA